AUGGGGAGCAUCGACGUUUCUGCCUGUGAUAAAUUGCAGUUCAAAACGCCAUGGAUCGAGACACCCCUGAUCGAGUCCGCCUGUCUUUCCCGAGCAGCUGGAUGUAGAAUCUUCCUGAAGCUGGAGAACGUCCAGCCCAGCGGUUCCUUCAAGUCCCGUGCUAUGGGCAACCAGAUCCUCUCCCACCUUCGCAACCCGGAAAACCUAGGCCGCAGAGUCCACUUCUACGCCUCGUCCGGAGGAAACGCCGGACUGGCAGCCGUCUGCGCAGCCCGAAGCCUGGGAUACCCAUGCACCGUCGUGGUGCCCAUGGGAACCAAGCCUCUAAUGCUUGACAAGAUCCGAGCAGCCGGAGCAGCAGACGUCAUCCGCCACGGCGAGACAUUCUCCGAGGCCGGAGAGUACAUGCGGGAAACCAUCAUGAAGACGAACAGUGGCGAUGAGGACAGGGAUAUAAUCAAGAUCGCCCUCCAUCCCUUCGACAACCAGCCCAUCUGGGAAGGAAACGGCACAAUCAUCGACGAACUCGAAACCCAGCUUCCCCCCAUCACCACCCCCGAAGAUAAAAUCGCCUACAAUGACCGAGCCCUCCCUCUAGACGCCAUCCUCUGCAGCGUCGGCGGCGGAGGCCUCCUCAACGGCCUCGUCAUGGGCCUCGAGAAACGUCGCCAGAAGAAACAAUCUACUUCCACACUCAACCCUAUCCACCUGCUCGCCAUCGAAACGGCCGGUACCGAUUCCUUGGCCGCGGCUAUCGCCAAGAACUCCCUCGUCUCCCUCCCAAAGAUCACAUCCCAGGCUAUCUCCCUCGGAGCUGUCCGUGUCUCGGAAACAACCUUCCAGUAUGCUGUUUCCCCGCCACCGGGUAUUAAGGUGCACAGCACCGUCCUCUCAGAUGCAGACGCCGCCCGCGGCGUGCUCCGUCUUGCCAAUGACGAACGACUCCUCGUCGAGCUCGCAUGUGGUGUUUGCAUCGAGGCGGCCAUUGGUGAUGCGGCUGCUGCAGUCUCUGCAUCGGCGACUGCCGGCGCGAGCGCUCAGAGUAUCAAGAAGCGCAAGAGGGGGUCUGAGGAGACUAUCAUCUCAUACCGUGACGAGGGCUAUGGGGAUGACCGGUCGAGUUCGACGGACAAUGACACCGAUCAAGAACUUGACCCGGAGGUCGACGAUAAGCUAAGCUCUAAGCUUAAGCAGCUUGUCUCUGGUCUCACUCCCCAGAGCAGGGUUGUGAUUAUUGUCUGUGGUGGUAGCUAUGUCACUAUUGAUAUGGCUUCUGAAUGGCGCAAGAUGUUGGAUGAGGGAUGGGCAUGA
Messenger RNA from Penicillium paradoxum, 1311 nucleotides. RefSeq names its product putative L-serine dehydratase. Gene Ontology annotation, biological process: L-serine catabolic process; L-threonine catabolic process. Lineage: Eukaryota; Fungi; Ascomycota; Eurotiomycetes; Eurotiales; Aspergillaceae. Bases 1 to 1311 code for a protein of 436 amino acids. Gene Ontology annotation, molecular function: L-serine ammonia-lyase activity; pyridoxal phosphate binding; threonine deaminase activity. The transcript has a single exon. The record is from RefSeq and is a predicted model, not a curated record.